Molecule: messenger RNA, 2474 nt
Organism: Jatropha curcas
Lineage: Eukaryota; Viridiplantae; Streptophyta; Magnoliopsida; Malpighiales; Euphorbiaceae
Product: MATE efflux family protein
Biological process (GO): xenobiotic detoxification by transmembrane export across the plasma membrane
Cellular component (GO): membrane
Molecular function (GO): antiporter activity; xenobiotic transmembrane transporter activity
Source: RefSeq, a predicted model, not a curated record
GGUUUGACUGCCCAAAACCGACUUUUUCCCCUUGUCUGUCUCCUCUCCUCGCCUCUUCCUCUCGCUUUUAAGUUUUUUUAGUCCAAAAGCUCUUUUUUCUGCGACAUUAAAGACACCUCCUUCUUCCUCUUCUUCUCUCUGUCCGACCGUUCCUUUUCUGCUUCCAACUCUCGCCGCCAUUAGCAAAUCCUAACCUUUUCUUUUUGGUUUUCUUUUUUCUUUUUUGUUGUCCGUCUUUGAGAUAAAUAACCACAGAUGUAUAUACAUAUGGAAGCUAACAAAUCAAGAAAAUAUCUUUCAGUUUAUAUGAUAUGGUAAUAAAUAAUAUAUAAUUGCCAAAAAUAAAAAAACAAUCCUUGAAAUUACACAUGCGUACCUCUUAAUCGACUCUCGACCAUCUUUCUGUUACUACUCUAUUUAAUGCCUCUUCUUCACUACUACACUGCGCUUUUGCUUAUUAUGUUAUCUUCUAUUGAUAAUCUUUCGUUUUUCUAAUCUUUCUUUCUUUAAUCAGUGAAUCACUCGUUAAAAAUCGAAUCUUGAGGCUUAUUUUUGCCGUUUGAUUUUAUUUUCUUGAAGUUGAUUAAAAGUAGCAACUCGGGUGUUCAUUUCUUUAGUUGUUUUUUCUUUUUUAAAAAAUCUUUUACGUACCAUUUUAUAAUACAACUAUGGCGGAUAAAGACCCGGACUUUCUGUCACAGAAACUUCCCUCCGCCUCUCAGGUUCUUGAAGAGCUAAAAGAGCUAUGGGGGAUGGCUUUACCAAUAACAGCAGCACAUUUAAUGGCUUUUUUCAGAUCAGUGGUCUCAGUUAUGUUUUUAGGCAGACUAGGCAGUCUGGAGCUAGCCGGUGGUGCACUGUCUAUUGGUUUUACCAAUAUUACAGGUUACUCUGUUCUUGUGGGCUUAGCCUCUGGACUCGAGCCAGUUUGUAGUCAAGCUUUUGGAAGUAAGAACUGGGACCUCAUGUCACUCUCUCUACAACGUAUGAUCUUAAUACUCUUCAUAGCAAUCAUACCCAUAAGUUUUUUAUGGGUUAAUCUUGAAUCAAUCAUGAACUUGAUGGGCCAAGAUCCAAAUAUAACAGCAAUGGCUGCAACUUACUGUAUCUAUUCUCUUCCGGACCUUUUAACAAACACUUUGUUACAACCAUUAAGGGUUUUUUUAAGAUCACAGCAGGUAACAAAACCUAUAAUGUAUUGCUCUCUAUUAGCUGUUAUAUUCCACGUGCCAUUAAAUUACAUGCUUGUGGUGGUGAUGGGGUUAGGAGUGCCUGGGGUGGCAAUGGCAUCAGUAGUGACUAACAUGAACAUGGUGGUGUUGAUGGUAGGGUAUGUGUGGUGGGUGAGUGGACGGUGGGAGAUGAGAUGGACGGGUGGAAUUGGAGGAGUAUGUGGUGGGGUGGGACAAUUGUUGAAGUUGGCGGUACCUAGUUGUUUAGGGAUUUGCUUGGAAUGGUGGUGGUAUGAGAUAGUGAUAGUGAUGGCUGGGUACUUGCCUAACCCCACUCUGGCUGUGGCCGCCUCUGGGAUACUCAUUCAGACCACUAGCAUGAUGUACACUGUGCCUAUGGCCCUUGCUGGCUGUGUCUCUGCUCGGGUAGGGAAUGAGCUUGGAGCUGGUAAGCCAUAUAAAGCCAAGCUAGCUGCUAUGGUUGCAUUAGGUUGUGCCUUUGUUAUUGGCAUCAUCAAUGUCACAUGGACUGUUUUCCUUAGAGAAAGAUGGGCUGGUUUGUUCACUAAAGAUAGACUUGUCAAAGGUUUAGUAGCAUCAGUUUUGCCUAUAAUAGGCCUUUGUGAGCUUGGUAAUUGCCCUCAAACAACUGGCUGUGGAAUUUUACGGGGCACAGCUCGGCCCGCUAUUGGGGCCCGCAUCAAUUUGGGGUCAUUUUACUUCGUGGGUACUCCGGUCGCAGUGGGCCUGGCAUUCGGACUUAAUGUCGGGUUCACAGGGUUGUGGAUCGGGCUUCUAUCUGCACAAGUUGCUUGUGCUGUGUCUGUUCUAUAUGUUUUGAUCCGUACGGAUUGGGAACAUGAGGCAUUGAAGUCUAGGAAGCUUACAAGCAUGGAAAUGCGUGGAAUGAAUAAUGUUGAAGGAGAUAAAGAAGAAGAAGAAGAAGAAGAAGAAGAAGAAGAAGCAGAGAGUGGAAGGCUGUUAGGUAAUGGAAAUGGUAAUGUUGCGUAAAAGCAUUAGCAUUUUGAGGAAGAAUUUGAUGCGUGAAGACUAGUGCAACACUUUUAUGAGAUUUCUUUAUCGUUUUAACUAGUGGGAAGCCUGACCCAUAAAAUAAGUGCUAGGGUUGUUCGAGAAUUUUUGUGUGGCCACUUUUUUUGUUUUGAUGGGACUUAUAUAUAUAUUGUUAGGGUUUUCACGAAGCUGUUUGAGGCCAGAAAGAAUGUCACUGCCCUUAUGAAAAAAGUGUUUUUACAUAUUUUAACAAGGAAUAGCCUACUUUUUGCUGCGCCUUGAAAGUUA